UGGUCCCUCCCCCUCCUGCAGCCCUCCAGUGCUGCUGGCCUGAGAUGGGAGCGCACACAGCGGCGGCACCGUCACGGCCGAAAAAACGGGAUAAACCUGAAAAGAGCAGAAAAAAAAAACCCAAUACCUCAUAAGUACCUUGGAAAAUGGGAUAACGAAAACAAUGAUUUGACUUAAACCGGGUCACGUCGCUGGAUCGAGUCCUCCGAACAACUCAGAUGUUGUCUUCGCUUGUGUUUUGCGCUUUUUAUCCUUUCUCCUUGAGCGCUGCUGGUACAAAGGCGCCUGGUCUGGAGCAGCACCUGGGAUUACCUCCGUAUGAAUGGGCGAGAGGUCGAUCGGACCUGCUGCCACGGACGAACCCGGAUUGGUAAACACAGACAGUGAGUAACCCUAGCAGGAUCAGAACACGUUUCUUCUUUUUUUUUUUGUCUUCUUUUUUUUUUUUUCCUCCUCGGGAUCCAGAUCCCAGUGUCACCCCGCGAGGACAGAUGCUGUCAUUGUGUCGAAGCUGAGAUUUCCCCAAAAAAAAAAAAAUCUUCUGAAAGUGUCUUUUCUUGGAAUAAUGCAUGAGAAAGACGAGCGCUAUUGCCGCUUUUUCUUCCUUUUUUAUGCCUCACACAUUCCCAGCUAUUCCUGUGGCUGAACAGCCGGGUUCUCUCGUUCAGAAUGGGAUGUAUUGUUGCAUCUGCGCAGCCCACGACAAGUGUCAGCAACUAGACUGUGUGUUUCUUAACGGGUUACCCAAAGGCUUGUUUUAAACACUGUCACUGCUUCCUAACUGUAAGUGGCCAUUGUUGUCGAUAACUGUCGCGAACUAUAGGCUACUAAAAAAAAAAAAAAAAAGACUAACGGUGCGCCCUUGGCUUCAUUCACCUUGUGUGCGUGUGAGCCGGGGUCGGUCACAGAAAUAAAUUAGGCACAAUAUGGUGGAGCCGGUGGGAUUUACCGAGGCGUGGAAAGCGCAAUUCCCGGAGUCCGAGCCUCCCAAAAUGGAGCUGCGAUCUGUCGGAGGCAUCGAGCAGGAGCUGGAGAAGUGCAAAGCGUCCAUCCGGCGCCUGGAGCAGGAGGUGAACAAGGAGCGCUUCCGCAUGAUCUACCUGCAGACCCUCCUGGCCAAAGAGAGGAAGAGCUACGACAAGCAGCGGUGGGGCUUCAGGAAGACGCCACUGAACGAGGGGAUGGACCCUGCGGCCACACAAGGCGCGGAGUGCCACUCCCAGCAGCCGCACAUGCAGGAGACUGGUGGAGUUGGAGUAGUAGGAGUAGUUGGUGGAGGGUAUGGUGGUGGGGAUAGGAGCCGUUAUCAGCCUCUUGGAGAUGGAGCCGGAAGGUCCAAACCCAGGCCUCCGCCAGCCAGGAAGUCAGCCUCCCACGGAGACGGCUUGGAGUCAGCCUUUGAGGUACCCCAGCAGGCUGAGUCCAUGUCUUGUGAAAACCUGGAUGGCCUCUCGCCAUCCAAGCAGAGAGGGGGCAUCUCCGUCUCCCCUCGCAGACUCAACCUUCCGCCCCAAGACAAGGAACUGACACUGUCCUCUGACCCCAAGGACAAGUUGGGGAUGGGACUCGGCGUGGCAGCUCUUAGAUCCAACUUUGAGAGGAUCAAACGGGCCAACUCUCAUUCUGCGGGGGAUGUAGCAAAGGGCCAGGAGAAGCAGCUGCCGCCGCCGCCGCCACCCUUCUACUCUAACAUGGAAUUCCACCACGAGAGAGGUCUGAUCAGGGUCAACGACCGGGACGUCUCGGACAAGAUCAGCUCCCUGGGCAGCCAGGCCAUGCAGAUGGAGCGAAAGAGAUCUCUCCACUCCCUCCCAGGUAACCUGGCGACAGUGGCAGGGGAGCUUCGCGCCCGGCCUGUGUACAGAGGCCGGUCCACUGAGAGCACCUGUGGCUAUGAUGCAGAAUAUGAAGACGGGGAACCCAACCAGCGACAUUUAGGGAGGGCCAAUGGUGGCAAACCUCCACCCCCACCCUGGCAGCCCUCCGAGUUCCAGGCCUACUCCAGUGUUUAUGUCGGUGGGGUGAUGAUGGGUGAAGGGGGCGGUGGAGACGGGAGAGGUGGCGGUGGAAGUGGUAGUGGAGUCCCGAUGAGAGAUCUCGGGGGAGGUGAUGACCACCUCCUGACGUGGCCCCGCCGUUCCUACUCCCCAGGGAGCUUUGAGGAUGUUGGCGGAGGCGGCGGCGGCUACACGCCGGACUGCAGCUCCAACGAGAACCUGACGUCCAGCGAGGAGGACUUCUCCUCAGGUCAGUCCAGCCACGUCUCACCCAGUCCGACCACGGCCUUCCGCCGGCCCUUUAGAGAGAAGAGCCGCUCGCCGUCCCAAAACUCCCAGAACUCCCAGCACUCCUUUGACAGCAGCAGUCCUCCGACGCCGCAGUCCCAGAAGCGUCACCACCGGCAGCAGGGAGGCCACGUGGUCAUGUCUGAAGCCACUAUUGUGAGCGUUCGCAAGACCGGUCAAAUCUGGCCACCUGCUGCCCAUCAUGACCUCGUGCCCCACGGUAGAACAUCCCACGACAACAGUUUCCAUGGAGACCACCUAGAUGGUCAUUUCACCGGGACCCCUCCCACGUACGGUUACGACGCAGACCGCGCAGAGGAGCAGCGGAGGCACCACGACAUCCUGCCAUACAUCGAUGACUCGCCGUCAUCUUCACCGCACCUCAGCUCCAAGAGCCGCAGCAGUCGGGACACACUCUCCUCUGGAUCCUUAGAGUCCUCCAAGUCGACUGAAUGUGACCUGGAAAAAGGUUUGGAGAUGAGGAAGUGGGUCCUGUCUGGGAUCUUGGCCACUGAGGAAACAUACCUCAGUCACCUGGAGGCACUGCUGCUGCCUAUGAAGCCUCUGAAGGCCGCAGCUACAACGUCGCAGCCCGUGCUUACCGUGGCCCAGAUAGAAACCAUCUUCUUCAAAGUGCCUGAGCUCUAUGAGAUCCACAGGGAGUUCUAUGACGGACUUUUGCCCCGCGUCCAGCAGUGGAGCCACCACCAGAGAGUCGGCGACCUCUUCCAGAAACUGGCCAGCCAGCUUGGAGUCUACCGAGCAUUUGUGGAUAACUACGAACUGGCUGUGGAGACGGCGGAGAAGUGUUGCCAGGCUAACACACAGUUUGCUGAAAUCUCCGAGAACCUAAAGGUGAGGAGCCCCAAGGAUUCUAAGGACCAGACGGCCAAGAACUCUCUAGAAGCUUUACUAUAUAAACCAGUGGACAGAGUGACUCGCAGCACGUUGGUACUUCAUGACUUGCUCAAACACACGCCCACCAGCCACCCGGACCACCCGCUUCUGCAGGACGCCUUGCGGAUCUCCCAGAACUUCCUCUCCAGCAUCAAUGAGGAGACGACGCCCCGACGGCAGUCUAUGACUGUUAAGAAGGGAGAGAGCCGUCAGCUUCUGAGGGACAGUUUCAUGGUGGAGUUGGUGGAGGGAGCCAGGAAGCUACGGCAUGUCUUCCUUUUUACUGAUCUGCUGCUCUGUGCCAAACUGAAGAAACAGAUCGGAGGUAAAAACCAACAGUAUGACAGUAAGUGGUACAUCCCCCUGACUGAGCUGACCUUCCAGGGCCCCGAGGAGACCGAGCCACUUACCAUCCCCCAGGUUCCCGAUGAAGAGCUUGACGCCAUGAAGGUCAAGAUCUCACACCUCCGCAGCGAGAUUCAGAGAGAGAAGAGAGCCAACAAGGGUUCAAAAGUCAUCGACCGUCUCAGGAAGAAGCUGUCUGAACAGGAAUCUCUGCUCCUGUUAACAUCUCCGAGCAUGCCCAUCAGAGUCUACAACAAGAAUGGCAAGAGUUAUAGUUUCCUGAUUUCGUCUGACUAUGAACGUGCAGAGUGGAGGGAGUUAAUGAAGGAACAGCAGAAGAAAUGUUUGAAAACUUCCUCCUUGACUUCCAUGGAGCUGCAAAUGUUAACCAACUCCUGUGUCAAACUGCAGACUGUCCACCACAUUCCACUUAGCAUUAACAAAGAAGAGGAUGAAUCCCCCGGUCUCCACGGGUUUCUGAAUGUAAUUGUCCACUCUGCCUCCGGCCUCAAACAGAGCUUGAAUCUCUACUGCACAUUGGAGGUGGAUUCCUUUGGCUUCUUUUCAAAUAAAGCCAAGACGAGAGUGUAUCGAUACACUACUGAACCCAAAUGGAACGAGGAGUUUGAGAUUGAGCUGGAGGGCUCUCAGACCCUGAGACUGCUCUGCUAUGAGAAGUGUUACAACAAGACCAAGCAGAACAAAGAGGAUGGAGAGAGCACAGAUCGCAUCAUGGGGAAAGGACAGAUCCCGCUUGACCCUCCAACUCUCCAAGGCAAAGACUGGCAGAGAACAGUUAUUCCCAUGAACGGGAUCGAGGUUAAACUCUCCAUUAAGUUCACCAGCCGAGAGUUCAGCCUAAAGAGGAUGCCCUCGCGGAAACCCAUGGGUGUGUUUGGAGUCAAGAUCUCCACGGUGACCAAGCGAGAGCGCUCCAAGGUGCCCUACAUUGUCCGUCAGUGCCUAGAGGAGAUUGAAAGGAGGGGUAUGGAGGAGGUGGGCAUCUACCGAGUAUCAGGAGUGGCCACUGACAUCCAGGCGUUGAAGACCGCCUUUGACACCAAUCAUAAAGAUGUGUCAGUGAUGAUGAGUGAGAUGGACGUCAAUGCCAUUGCUGGGACCUUGAAGCUGUACUUCAGAGAGCUGCCAGAACCACUCUUCACUGACGAGCUCUACCCCAAUUUUGCAGGCGGCAUCACCCUGUCUGAUAGCGUUGCCAAAGAGAGCUGUAUGUUGAACUUACUGCUGUCGCUGCCAGAACCCAACUUGGUCACAUUCCUUUUCCUAUUGGAUCACCUGAAGAGGGUGGCAGAGAAGGAAAGCGUCAACAAGAUGUCUCUCCACAACCUGGCAACGGUGUUUGGUCCGACCUUGCUGAGGCCUUCUGAGAAGGACAGUAAAAUCCCCGCUAAUCCCACCCAACCCAUCAGCAUGGGGGACAGCUGGUCGCUGGAAGUCAUGGCCCAGGUCCAGGUGUUGCUGUAUUUCCUCCAGCUGGAGACGAUCCCCACCCCAGACAGUAAACGACAGAGCAUCCUCUUCUCCACUGAAGUAUAGAGCUAACAUUGACUCUGCCAACUUGACGAUUUAACUAUGAAGGAGUGAAAAAGAGACCGACCGUGGCUCAAAGUGAGCCUAUAGUAGUAUGUUUUUGAAUUGACUGACCAGAUUCCGUUACGCGCUCAGCUGGAAAGGAUUGUCUGCGGCGAUGCCUGCCCCCCCCCUCAAACACAAGAGGGCGCCGUUGGACCUCUGAAGCUCCUAGGACACGAGGUCCUUGCCGUUUAUAUCUGUCAUUACCUGAUAUUUAAUAUGAUUUCUUCUACCUUUAGUGAUCAUGUGGGAAUGUCUGCCAUCUAAAUUUCUUUGUUGGUCGUAACAUUGAACCUUUACAGCGGUGUAGACAGUGUUGGUUCAAAAACAGACAUCAAGGAGUUGUCAAAAUCAAUCCAUAAGAGAACAAUAUACGUCUUUCUUCAUUCUUGAAUUAGUUUGCCAACAAAUCAGACAUUUGUUGGCAAAACAAAUGUCUGUUGUCAUCAGUCUGUGUUUAUUUUGGACAAUCAUCAGCUCAAGACUCCUGCAAAAUAUGUUUAUUCAUCUCAAACAUUGCAUCAUGUUCUGCUGAGUAAAAUUCUAACUGUAUCUUUCAUUAACUCAGCGCAUUGUUUGUGAGAAAGAUAAGAGGAGACAUUUGGGCUGUUUGUAGGAGUUCAAUAAAUCCAGAGCUGCCAUGAUACUGGCUUUUCUUUGUCAGGAAGCACCUGUUGUGUUAAAGUGUUUACAGCGUAAACAAACCCCGUUGGAGUCGAAGACAAAGCUCUAAUAGGGGGACUGUAAGAGAAACAAAAGGAGCCCGAUGAUUAGUAAUACACUGCAGUCUUUCAUGAUCAUAAAAGCAAAUUUCCUUUAUUUGCGUUGUUUGUGUCUCAAGAAGCAAUAUAUUUUCUAACAUAGGAAUUAUCUGUGUUCACAUCUUUGCGGACAAAAUGUCCUUUUUGUUGUAACAUAGGACAUCUUGCCAAAUUUUGUUUCAUUUGUUUGAAAGAAGGAGAAAAAAGGAAGCAGUUGUAAUUACAGAUACAGUAUGUACAUAAUCUUAAAGUUGUAUUUUUUUCUUUCUUUUUGUUUAACAGUAUACCCAUUGUUGUUAUUGUUGUAAUUUAUUUUGGGGACCUGGGAGGGAGAAAUCAGUUAGUUUUUUUUAAGUUUUUUUUGUUUGAUUAAGAAAAUGGUAGAGUUUAGCCUUGACUUCAAGUCUUGCAAUACAUAAGCAGGAUUUAGCCUUGUUCGUAUAGAAACUACUCCGCUGUUCUGUCCAGCAUAUCGAUUAUUCAUUUAGAUAUUAUUAUGAAGGUAACACACACAUUGUAGUUUCAUACUGUAUGCUGCUGUGGAAAAAAGGCACAAGCUCUUUAACUGCUGGGUGUUCCGCGUCAAAACGUCUCAAAACCUGAGACCGUCGCCUGUCUAGUGUAGACAUUAUGCAAUGUCAUAAUAGAGCACACACACCCACACACAUAUGACAUUGUUCCUUUUUGUACCAUUUAAUCUGUGGCUGCAGAUGUGCACUCAUGCAAUGUUAGAACUACUGUAUUACAAUUCAAGUGACCUGAGCACUCGACAUUUAUGUCCACUGAAGAGCAUAUCUGUUGUUUUUAAUGAAGGAAUAUUGUUUUGUCUCAUCUUCUCCUGACAUCUUUUUUAUUUAUCUCAUGCAGUUGGCGAAAUGUCCUACUAAUUCGUUAGUCCCUUUAAAUGUUCUUCAUCCAGCUACGCUUGAAGGUGUUCAACUCAAAGGCCAAUUUAAAAUAAUUCUCUUAAGAUAAUUUUUUGAUUCUAAAACUGAACAUUUUCAUUGUAAUUUCUGUGUUGAUCUUGAUUUAACAUGCAGGCAUGUUUUACGGAUUUUGUCUUUUUUUUUUGUUCUAUGGUUAUUGCGGUCUUGUUCACAAAUGUGUCGUCAUAGACUUUGGGAUAUUGGUAACUGACUUGUGAGUAUCUGGUUUACAUUAUUACAGCAUGUCCUUUAAAAUUUGUAUGAACCUAUCGUUUAAGGCUAAAUUUCAUGGUUGGUUGCCCAUAUUUAUAUCUUCAGUUUGACCAGUUUAGUGAAUCUGAUAAGGGCUUGUGUGUGGUUGUGUCCGAGUUUAAGAUAACCUAGGUGAGAACACAUAUGAGUCAGUGUAAUAACCCAUUUUAAGCUCAUAACAUAAUUGUAUUUAGACUUUCAAAAGCAAGAGGAGGCUUUCCUUUUGGAUACAUAUCAGCUCUGACUCAUAUGCACAUGACAAUAUGAACUUAAACACCAUUAUUGUAUCAACCCCAUAAAUAACAAUGUUGAGAUUUUAUUCUGAAAGUCUUCAUGCCUUCAGUCCUACUUUUAUGUACCUCCACUACGUUUGCCCUACUGUAGCAUGCACACAUCGUUUCCUCAUAUAUACAGUAUGUUAGUAUGUGAGACAGAAAUUGAAUCCACUAUUCGUCCAUCAUCUUUAUAAUAAGUCCCGAUUGCCUACACUCUUCUACCCUAUCGUGCCUCGACACUUUUAGUUUGGCGCGAUAUUCUGAAACAUUGUUAAGUCUCCUGUUGCCUUUGCUGAGGACAGCCACACUCCUUUCAUCUCUUAAAGACUAAGACAGGACCUUAACCUUAACCAUGGUCUUAGCUAAUACUGUACAUGCCGUUCUACUUGCCCCCUUCACCUGACUGUGUGGCUGGAAUUCAAACUGUGUUAGCGUCAGUCUUAAUAAGACAAAGCACAGAAUUUCUUGCCCACCAUGUCUUUGUUUUGGCUCUUAAAGUUUCUACUCCUUUAAUGCCUUUUUAUUAUUAUUUAUUUAAGCUUUGUUUGUGUUUGGUAUAAGAAGGUCUACUGGAUCCAUCUAUUUAUGAUAUAUUAUCUAAAGCAAAAUUAAUGUCAGAAAAAUGGUCUUUAUAUGGUGUGUUUUCUUUGGGAUAAUAUAAGUCUUAUGUUGCAGUCUGUUUAUCAAACAUCCUGUUAAAGUUACAACUGUUUGUCACUAUUUUGUCCCAGAAGCACAACCAUUGUGUAAAACCGCAAACACCGGUUUGAUCCCCCCCCAAACCUGCAUCGUUGGCUCAUCUCUGUAAGUUAGAUGUAAUGUGCACCAGACUGGCCACUGUGAUUGUUUAGCUGUCUGCUUUAGUUAACUGAAUAGCAGAAGCAGGUCCAGAUUCUGUGAGUUCAUUCAACUCAAUCUUCUCUUACGUUUCCAUGGAGUUGUAUGAUAUGUAUUAUAUUAGAGAGUACAUUAUUUGGUUUCCGUUUAUUGUGGCGUCCGCUGACGCAUGAUCGUUAAAGGUUGAUCCGGUACGCCUCUAGUCUCUUUAAAAAGCCAAGCUGUCAGUUUGUGGUAGAGGAGAAAAGAGUCUUUAUAUUGUUCUGAAAACUGCAUUGUUUUUGGUCUGUUGAUCAUCAGUGUAACUGCAUGUACCCUCCAUAACCUCAGUCCCUCUGUACAUGAUAAAGUAAAUACGAUAAUUAAUUGUUCUGUGGAAUAGCGUGAAGAUAUGGAACAUAUUGCUCUAUAGGAAAGUUACAAAUUUCCAUUCAUUGGACAUGACUCUGGUAAUUAUCACCUUUUCCAUGCUAUAGGUAAGACUUUCCAAUGAUCCAUUGACCCUCUGAGGCCACUUCUACGACAUCAAACUGACUUUAAAUUAGACAUCAACCUUUCAAAAUAUGCUAGUUUGGUUUUAUUCAACAAAUAAUGUAAAGCUUAGGAGGAGGCUUGCCUACCAACCACAACACACUUUCUCUUUUUAACUUCCUCAAUUUUUUGAACUCUUGUUCCUGUUCAAUAUUCAAUGUUCUGCUUGUAGAACUGUAAAAAUGAAUACUGUAUUCUGAGGGCAAACAUGUUUGGAAGGCAUUUGCAGCCGAUGUUUGUACACAAAAAUGUUAAAUAAACUCUCCUUGUAUCUACACAGAA
This is a messenger RNA of Etheostoma spectabile (orangethroat darter), 8984 nucleotides long. Its product is annotated as breakpoint cluster region protein. Gene Ontology annotation, biological process: intracellular signal transduction; positive regulation of GTPase activity; protein phosphorylation. The coding region runs from base 927 to 5084 and encodes 1385 amino acids. Gene Ontology annotation, cellular component: membrane. The transcript is spliced from 23 exons. The record is from RefSeq and is a predicted model, not a curated record. Gene Ontology annotation, molecular function: guanyl-nucleotide exchange factor activity; protein serine/threonine kinase activity; GTPase activator activity. NCBI's taxonomy places the organism in Eukaryota, Metazoa, Chordata, Actinopteri, Perciformes, Percidae.